This is a messenger RNA of Wallemia mellicola CBS 633.66, 646 nucleotides long. RefSeq lists its product as hypothetical. The record is from RefSeq and is a predicted model, not a curated record. Lineage: Eukaryota; Fungi; Basidiomycota; Wallemiomycetes; Wallemiales; Wallemiaceae. The transcript has 2 exons. The coding region runs from base 138 to 560 and encodes 140 amino acids.
AGGCCCAGAAAUAUAAAUCAAAUUUACUACUCUACAAGAAAAACGCAGAAAAACCAACAUUUCAGAUAGAUACGAAUUCAUGGAGAGCUAAAUUUACCCUUAUAGAGUUACCCAACAAUGUACUUUCACAUGCAAAAAUGCGUAAAUGGACACUCAGUAGAGUCUAUGAUGUGACAAUAGAUGGUGAGACAAUGAGCGUGUACCGCGACAAUAAUGAAGACUCGCAACGAUCGUUCAAACUCCCCGAUGAGACACAAUGUAUCGCCUCACGAUACGGUUACGGAGCGGGAAGUCGUUAUAAAAUCACAAGCUUGCCCGAUGAGACGAUCUUAGCGAGUUUUGAACCAGGAAAAGGGUCGUCAAUAAUCGGGCGUCUUAGCCUUGACACAAGGGGACUUGACAAUCGAAGUUCUAUAGCGCUCCUGACAGUAAUGUCGAUAAUGUUACGAAUAGGAACAGAGUCGACACGUACUGCGGCAAACGGGACAACUCCUAUGAUGAUGGUGAUGUUGGCUGGUGGUAGUGCCGGUGGUGCCGGUGGUUGCGGCGGUAGCUGUUAGAUAUAUCCUGAUAAUUCCUCAGUUACGUUUGACAGCACCCUUUCUUGUCUACAAAUUUUUUUUAACUUUGCAAUGCAUAUAUUAAA